CGCAUACCUGGUUUCAUUACUGAGAAAAACCUGCCACAGGUAGCACGUCCUCAGGUGAGAGCGUUACAUACAGGUGUGCUACAAUACGGAUUCAGAUACGGAGAACCAUACUACUGGUGCGGCGCCGACUGUGUCCAAUACUCAACUGAAUGGCUAUUUGUUGACAUUUGUUUUACCCUUUCUGGAAAAAUUGUGAAAUUUAUUGUGACAAAUAACUGUUAUUUAAAACAAUUCUGUGAAAAAUGUCUUUCAUUUUUGGACGGCAUAAGGAGAGGGAUGCUGGAAAAACCCACAAGUUUUACGUGGAGUUCCUCGGAUGGAUAGAGUGCCAGGCUCUCCGAGGGAGGAAAUAUACAGAUCCCGUUGUGAAUGAUUUGAGGAGGAAACAGAGGAAAUGGAGGAACGCUCCCAAGUUAACGCUACAGGUGAGCAAGAAAGAGAUGAAAAUAUCACAAGAUAUGGAAGAAAAGAAACGUAAAAUAAGAACGGUCAAAUUUCCUAAUAUUCCUUCAAGAGACAUAACUUAUGUUACCCAGGCAACUGACCCUAGUACUGGGAGACCUGACGACAUUGUAGCGUGUAUCUACCUCGGGUUCGUGCCGCGCACGCAGAAAUACGUGCACGUGCAUGUGUACAGAUUUGAUACACCAGAAACGGCUUCAAACUUUGUCCGGAUAAUGCACCAUAUCAUAAGCGGCCACGCCGACAGAGUUCGGCAAAUUGAGCAGGACCUGGCCUCUCGAGGCUGGAUAGAUGAUACACGCUUGAACCGUUCGGACGGGCUGAGCGAUCCACAUACCUCCGACUCGGCUCCCGACUCCGGGGCCAGCACUUACAGCGGGGAUGAUGAUACUCUACCAUCAGAUGAGAUUGAACCCGACCUCCAGAGUCUCAAGGAUGUUAUGGCAUUCGACUCCGUAACAGACGAACUCAAACAGAGGCUGAACCUCGGACCAGCCAAGAAGCCUACCGGACCGAUUUUACUCCCGCCAAAAGAUUACGACACCAUCAGCAGACGACAGGGAAACCUAGAUAAGGUGGACCUAAGAAAGUCUUUGAACAUCAACAUUGUUGGACAGGUGGCUUCACCUCGCCACAGAAACGGCUCAAACGAGAGUGGCGUCGACCUCAACUCGCCUUCAGAUGAUUCUGACGAUGGUAAAAUAGUUGAGCCGGUGUCUCCUAGUGAAGAGGCGAAAUCCUCUCCGCCUCUUAGUGCAAGAGACAUGGUGUAUCCUCCUCGCAAUGCCAAUGGACUAAAUGAAUCGUUCCAACGACACUCGCCAAACAGACAACAGUCGUUUAACUCCGCGUACAGUAGCAAUAGUUAUCGGAGUGGUUCCUCGAAUAACUCCAACGGACUUAGGGACUCUAUGAAUAAUUCUGACGGGAGUUUCAGGGUCUACAAGGGCACCACGGAUAUCCCAGCAGCUGACUAUGAUAACGAACCUGUUAUCAUGAGACGCGAAAAUCAGUGGCGAAGCACGGAUAUGGGACGUUCAGUCGCGUUUGCUCAGGAUUAUCCUGGAAUGAGGAGAAUCACUGCCCCUCAAAUGACCGUUCACGAGGAAGACGGACCUAUGUAUGCUGUUGUGAACAAGCAAAGGCCAAGGUCAACACGUGACAUUCAUAUUCACGAAGGAUACUCCCCAAGGCCAGGUGACUUUCGAGUGCGACGGACAGUUUCUAUGUACAAUAAGUAGAAAAACUACAAAACACACAACAAAUCGUGAAAAGUGUUGCCAAAGAUCUUCUUUGAAAUCCUGAAAGUGUCUGAUUAUUUCGAUAGGAGAAAGGACUCUGUGAUAUUAACAGAACACUACCAGAAUUUUUUCGUGUUUCGAUUUGAGAAUAUUCACGAUUUGGUGAUAACAUCGCGAAAGUGGUCCGGGACAUAUUGAAGCAAUAUAUUUUACACCACCUUUCCACUGGUGGUGACUUUCGACACUCCUCUCAACCUCUCAUAACUCAGAGCCGAGAGGAGUGCCGAAGUGGAAGCUGGUAAACCUUGGAUUAGAAAAGUACAUUCGAUGUUCAUAGAAUUCGACAAAGAGGAAUAUAUACUCUACAUAGUGACGUCAGUGUCUUGAGACAGUUCCUUGCACGUGCUACUGGUCUCGUGUUAGGCAGUGUGGUGACGCUGUGUUUAAGAUUAAAGUGGUCUGCACAUGUAUUGUAAAACGGCUGUAUCAAGUUUAAACACCUGGAUUUUGUAAUAUAAAUUUAUACAUAAACAUAAAUAAAUAUUAUAGAACUAAUUAUUUUAUAAAAACAAAAAACUCAAAGGUGUUUAACCUGGAUACAACCGGAUCAGGACAGAACCACGGAUUUUUGAACACUGAGAAGUGUAUUGUGAUAGUAAACGGCGCCUGUGUGGAGCUGUGUGUUCAGGCUAAAGACAUUAUCAUCCGCAUACUCAGAAUAUCUAUAUUACCUGCUAAUAAUCAAUAUCCACUGUGUGGCUGUGAAGUGAGAGAGAAAGAGUGUGAGGCUAGCGACUGUGGUCAUUGUUUGGAUUGGUGGUCAGUUUAUUUAGGGUGGUCACCACUACAUGUCCAGUUAAAUCAAAGUUUAAAAGUUUGUUUUCGAACAUCGACGCUGUUUACAAAAAUAUGUUUAAACUAGAAGUAUGUUUAGUUCAAAACAUAUUAAACUGAAUUUACAUAAAUUCGAACUAACAUUUUUUUUACCAAGUUUGGAUAAAAUGUAACGAAUCACAAAUGCGUCUAACCGCUUACAUUUAGUUAUAAUGUUUUUUUUUCAAGAACGUCUCAAAAUUGGGCACACUUUUAACCUACUGGACAUUGUAAGUGUGUUAGACUGGACAUGCUGUAAGUCCCGUGCUGACCGGUGUGGUUAAAAGAUUAGCGCGUCUUGAAGUUAAUACUGAUACAAUAGCCAGGGUUUACGGAGACGUUCUUGGUCCGGUUAUUAGAAAUAAUCCCUGUCUAAUGGUUUAGAGUGAGACUAACCUAUUUCGCACUCUUCAUUAGACAAUUUUAACGACUCUGACCCAUAUGUGUCUACCUAGAAAUCUAUUUUUUCAAAUGAUUUUAACAAAAAAAUAGCAAGAAUCAAAAUAUUUGUAUACUUCUUGAAUACAUUUUACACAAUUUUAUACCUCAUAGAUUUAAAUUAAGAUUGCAAUGAUCGGAUUUGUGCACAGAUGUGCGGGUGACCCAUAUUGUGUCCCCCAAGUUUCGUUAAGGGUACUGUAACUCUGAGAUGAAUGACACCGGUGUAACUUUGAGAUGAAUGGAACCGGUGUCCUAUGACGGUUUUGGAAGUAAUUCGACAACACUUGUUACCCGGUAGAUCCACACUUUUAAGAAUAUUAUAUUUAUAUAUACGCUGUCCCACGGCCCUGGUUCUACGGUUUGGAACACCGCCAAAAAUUUAAAUGAGAUACAUUGUAUUCAAAAAAAUAUAUAUAUUAGAAAAAAUGUCUUGUGUGCACGAAUACUACAAACAAAAGUUAUAUAGAUACCAUUGAUAUUGAUAAUUAUGUUUGACAGAUCUAAAUUGUCAGGGGAUUUUAAAGUUGUGAGAUUUGUUUUUGGUAACAGUGGGUCAUUAUUGAAUUGUCCCUGGCGAUUUCCGCGUGUAUCUGUCGUUCCGAUCGCUAUAUUUUCAAACAAUGGUUACCGAAACAUUACCGAACAAUGCAAACAGGAAAACAACCAACGGGCCCUAGGAACUGGCCCUUUGUCAUCAAAACCAUACAUUUGUUAUAUAAUGAAUAUAAUCUUGACGAUUUAUCUAUCGGCACAUUGACGUGUAUCUAUUUGACAAUAACGGGUUGUUCUAGUAGUUUCUUAAUUAAAGUCCGAUCCAGCGGACAAUAGGUCUGAUUACGUUGUAGUUUAAAUUCGGAUUUUGGAAAAUGCGGGGUUGGGUCACGCGCCAGUAAAUUUCAAAAACUUUCACCUGCCCGUAUCACCUGACAUUUAGAAGCCGAUCCCGGCCUACCUGUUGUUGUAACACCUGUAUAAUAAAACCCAAUUAACACCUGUGAGGGGAAACUUAUUUUAGGACAAAUUUGUACUUUCUCCGUUAAAAUUUUAUAAUAACGUAAAUAAAAUUUCCAAACAUAAUUUUGAGUACAAAGAAUUUUAACAUGUUUUCUGUGAAACUAUUCAGAAUAUUUGAGUUACUUGAACUAUAAAAACACUAUACCUCGUUUUGUAACCUCGAGACAAACAUCUUUUGAUCUUAAGUGCUUCAGAAAAUUGACAAACGACGAUAGGCUUCAUUUACAUGGUAUGUCAAAAUUGCCCUCGAACAAAAACCCACGUCGCAAUUACAAGAUGGAUAGUGUAUGUUUAACUUAUAAACUGGCCUAUUGUAUGUAGCACAAACAUUCAAAGGCACACUGUAUAUAUAUAUAUAUCUAUAUAUAUAUAUAUAUAUACAUAUGUCAUACAGUACAAAUUCGACGUCUCAAUAUAUUUUUUAAAAGUAUAACAUUUUUUCGUUUUCAACCUACUUUCAUCUUCUGAAGGUAUUCCUUGUAAAUCAAAAGACCUCUCUGCCACAAAGUGUCUUCAUGACUAUAUAUGUGUGUGGACGUGUAUGGAAAAUAUAGCAUCACUUAUAAUCCUGUGUAUUGCCAUCUGUUGUGUCAGAAAGCAUUGAGUAUGAUUAUGUAACUAUAUCGUCAAAAAAUAAACUUAUUUAUUAUGAA
Molecule: messenger RNA, 4684 nt
Organism: Mizuhopecten yessoensis (Yesso scallop)
Lineage: Eukaryota; Metazoa; Mollusca; Bivalvia; Pectinida; Pectinidae
Exons: 1
Coding region: 243-1703 (486 amino acids)
Source: RefSeq, a predicted model, not a curated record